This is a messenger RNA of Aspergillus melleus, 3201 nucleotides long. Its product is annotated as bifunctional cytochrome P450/NADPH--P450 reductase. The record is from RefSeq and is a predicted model, not a curated record. Gene Ontology annotation, molecular function: flavin adenine dinucleotide binding; heme binding; FMN binding. The transcript is spliced from 5 exons. The coding region runs from base 1 to 3201 and encodes 1066 amino acids. NCBI's taxonomy places the organism in Eukaryota, Fungi, Ascomycota, Eurotiomycetes, Eurotiales, Aspergillaceae. Gene Ontology annotation, cellular component: cytosol.
AUGGAAGAUCCGAAGCAGGUGAAUGGACAUGCGAAUGAGAUGGCAAAUGAGCAGCUGGAGCCCAUCCCCGGUCCUAGAGUCUUACCCCUGGUCGGGAAUCUUUUCGAUUUGGACCUGUCGAAUGGUCUUCAGGCAAUCUUGGACAUGGCGAAAAAAUAUGGCCCGAUAUUUAGGAUCACCGUUGCGGGCCAAACGCAGGUUUUCGCAGCCAGUCGAGAAAUGGUUGACGAGUUCUGCGAUGAAUCCCGAUUCCAGAAAGUAGUUAUGGGUGGAGUUGAACGGCUGCGCGUCGUUGUAAAGGAUGGAUUGUUCACAGCACACAAUCAUGAAGAGGGCUGGGCCAUUGCACACCGCAUAAUCCGGCCUGCUUUAGGCCCAAUGAAAAUACGGGAGAUGUUUGGCAAUAUGCAUGAUAUCACGACGCAAUUCUGCUUGAAACUUGCUCGCAUGGGGCCCACAAGUCUGAUUGACAUAACCGAAGAGUUCACGAAGUUGACCAUGGAUACCCUUGCGUUGUGUACAGCGAGCUUUCGGUUCAACAGCUUCUACCGCGGCAAUGAAGAGCAUCCCUUCGUACAGGCGAUAAAUGAAGUUCUUCACGAGGCCGACCUUCAAUCGUGCUUUCCUGAUUUCAUCAAUGCUCUGCGCAUCUUCGCAGCGAGGCGAUUGAAAAUGAACAUGGAUUUCAUGAGACAAGUGAGCCAGGAUAUCAUACAAGACCGACGGAACACAUCUGCCCAUUCUAACGACCUGCUUCAUGCAUUAUUGAGUGGGCGUGAUUCAUUGACAGGCAAGGGAUUAACCGAGGACCAGAUAAUCAACAACCUGAUUACCUUCCUAGUGGCCGGCCAUGAAACCACAGCCGGCAUGAUAUCGUUCGCUGUUUACUACCUGCUCGCCAAUCCGGAUUGCCUGAGAAGGGCGCGGCAAGAGGUCGAUGACGUUAUAGGACCCGAUGAAGUUAAGGUAGAGCAUCUUUCUAAGCUUCCAUAUUUGGAAGCUGUGCUGAAAGAAACACUUCGGUUGAUGCCCACAGCACCUGGGUUCAGUGUUGCUCCAUCCUCCCCUCAGACCGUUGGCGGAAAGUAUCUGAUCCAACCUGGGGAGUCCGUAAUCAUUCUGUCCGCAGCAUCUCAUCGUGAUACUUCAGUAUUUGGUGAUGACGCUGACGAAUUCAAACCCGAGAGGAUGCUGGAAGAAAAGUUCAAUAAGCUCCCACGCAAUUCGUGGAAGCCCUUUGGCAACGGUAAACGAGGGUGCAUUGGCAGAGCAUUUGCUUGGCAAGAAGCGCAUCUCGUCAUAUCCAUGCUGCUCCAGAAUUUUGACAUAGAAUUCGAUGAUCCUUCUUAUGAGCUCAAGAUUCAUGAGACAUUGACUAUAAAACCAGAAGGCCUUUUGAUUCGCACCAAACUUCGGGAAGAUAGAGAAUACACUGGCCUGGCUAUACAAGCUGCGACGAACAAGGGUGGGUUGACGCAAGCAGCAGCCCCCAAUGAAUCAAUUGGCGAGCCGAUUACAAUACUUUAUGGUUCCAACGGUGGGUCAUGCAAAUCGCUGGCUUAUCGAUUGGCCUCAAAUGCCAUCUCACAUGGAUAUAACCAACAAAAGAUUCUUACACUCGAUGAGGCAGUGGGCAAGCUGCCGACAGAUCAGCCCGUCAUUAUCGUGACAACGAGCUAUAAUGGCGAACCGACUGAUGACGGAAGAGAAUUUGUUUCAUGGGUAAAGAGUGUCCCAAAGCAGGCUUUCGCUGGUGUCUCAUACGCCGUAUUUGGCUGCGGCCAUCGGGACUGGAUACAGGACUUUCAUCGAGUCCCCACACUAAUCGACGAUAGCAUUUACAAGGCUGGUGCUCAUCGUCUCAAUAGAAGAGGAGCUGCCGAUGCAGCCAUCAGCGAUCUCUACUCAGACCUAGAGAAAUGGGAAGAAGACCAUCUGUGGCCCGCAAUUCGUGCCAAGUUCCCUGCGGCGGAACUUUCGAUAGAUCUAUCAAAGCUGCCUCAGGCUGAGGUGCACAUAAAGCCGCCGCUUAGAGUAUCACUGGACUCACGGCUUACUAGAGUGGUUGUCACCGAAGCUCAUCGUCUGACAAGUCUUGAAGAGCCUGAGAAGCGACAUCUCGAAUUCACCAUACCACCUGAAUCCAACCUUUCGCUUCGCCCUGGCGAUCAUCUGAAUAUAUUGCCACGAAACCCACCGCGUGAUGUAGAGCGUGUGCUGUCACGGUUCCAGCUUUCACCAGACCACUUACUUACCGUGACCUCUUUUCAUGGCGGUGGGAUACCUGUUGAUACUCCCUUGACUGCUGCGGAGCUUUUCAGCUCAUACGUCGAGUUGGCGCAACCGGCUACACCCAAGAUUAUCCAAAUGCUUUGUGAUUCAACUGAUGAAGAAAACAUUAAAAAACGAUUGACCCACAUGAUGGAUUUACCCGACGAAUCGACCAGACCGAACCGAUUAUCUGUCCUCGAUCUUCUCGAGCAGUUCCCAACCCAUUCUCUUUCAUUGGCUAGUUUUAUCUCCAUGCUGCCUGGUCUACGGCUGCGGAUUUAUUCCCUGUCAUCCUCGCCUACGUACAAUCCCGGCCAUGCAUCCCUAAUGUACCUAGUCCUGAAGUCACCAUCUCAAAAGCCAAUCAAUCCGGGACGCGAGCAUCUCGGAGUUGGGUCUAAUUACCUCGCCUCUCUGACUCCCGGGUCCGUACUCUAUGUAUCAGCACGCCCAGCCAAACCCGCAUUUCACCUUCCUGACGAGCAAGCAACGACGCCGAUCAUCAUGAUAUGUGCCGGGUCAGGGCUCGCACCAUUCAUGUCUUUCAUCCAGGAAAGAGUCGCGUUACUGAGUACAGGAAAGGAGCUUGCGCCUGGCCUUCUGAUAUUCGGAUGUCGGCACCCAGGCCGCGAUGACUUAUACUCCGACGAGCUCGCAGAAUGGGAAGGUCUAGGUGCAAUCCAGGUGAAACGGGCCUACAGCCGAGCAAUUGUUAAUCCUCGUGCGGCUGGCUGUCGUUACGUGCAAGACCGGCUACUGACAGAAUCGAAAUCCAUUCUCUCCCUGUGGGACCAGGGGGCAAGGAUCUAUGUUUGUGGGGCUAGGCCCAUGGCUGAGGGGGUUAGGGCGGCGUGCGAGGAUAUUCUUGGGACUCGUCUGAAGGACUCCGAGGACGCGGGACAGGAGAGAUAUGUUGCGGAGAUAUUCUAG